AGAGGAGGCGGGUGGAGCAUCAGGAGCUCAGUGGAGGAUUAACAGGCUCCUGCUGAGGAGGAGAAGACAACAUCUGGCUGAAGGAGGAGGAUGUUCAGCUCACUCUCAAACAGUGUGGGUUCGUCUGGCACGGAUGAUUUCUUCGAGGAGGACUCGUACUCGCCCUCGUCCCUGUCCUCGUCCUCCUCUGUCCCCGCCGUGGCCGCGCACCAGGGCCGGACCGUGUGCACCUCCUGCGGCCUGGAGAUCCUGGACCGGUACCUGCUGAAGGUGAACGACCUCUGCUGGCAUGUUCGCUGCCUGUCCUGCAGCGUCUGUAACACGUCUCUGGGACGUCACGUGAGCUGUUACAUCAAAGAUAAACAGGUUUUCUGUAAACUGGACUAUUUCAGGAGGUAUGGGACUCGCUGUGCUCGUUGUGGCCGUAACAUCCACUCCAGUGACUGGGUCCGUCAUGCACGAGGCAGCACCUUCCACUUGGCCUGUUUCUCCUGCACCUCCUGCAAACGCCAGCUCUCCACUGGGGAGGAGUGUGGACUUCUGGAGAACAGGGUCUUCUGCAGAGCUCACUACGAAAUCAUGAUGGAGAACAUCAAACGGGCCAAGGAAAACGAACAACUCAAAGCUGAAGAGGAGGUGUCAAAUAAAGACGGAGCCAGCUCGAUGCCCAGACCUGCUAAGAGGGCCAGGACCAGCUUCACCGUGGACCAGUUACAGGUAAUGCAGAACCAGUUUGCCAAAGAUAACAACCCCGAUGCACAGACUCUACAGAAGCUGGCGGAGAGGACGGGUCUGAGCCGCAGGGUGAUCCAGGUUUGGUUUCAGAACUGCAGAGCUCGUCAGAAGAAACACAUCAGUCCACAUCCGACAGCCUCGACCAUGAUGACAUCACUGACUGCAGGUCAGAUAACGCCGCCGCUGAUGGACGAUCUGCAAUACACGACGUACAUCACUCCUGAUGCUCCUCUCCUCACCACACUGACCUACAUGGAUGCGGUUCAGACUUCAGACCCACUCCUCCUUCAGCCGCUCAUAUCCCAUUCACUGACACAGCUGCCCGUCAGCCACGCAUGAGCUGCAAAAACCAACAAUAACUGGCUGGAACCUUGAACAGAAACUAUCUACUGUUUCCAGAAACUCCUGUAAGGACUGGAUGAAUGUGUAACAUCCAAAACGCAGCCUUGAUUUUUAGUUUUCACAUGAAAAUCAACUUUAGUCAAUGAGUUAUUUUAUGCAGAAGUUCACAUGUGGGAUUUGUUGAAAAUAUCAAGGAAGAUAUUAAUAUGUGAGAUGCAGGUUUUGUUUAUGUGUUCAUGGAUUUCUUUAAUUUAUUUUGGAAAAUGCAAUGAAAUGAGGCACUUUGUUGGAAAAUGAUAUAAACUAAGUGAGUUUGAUUUUCAGUCGCUUAUUUAAGGACGUGUAUGAGAAUAUUGAGUAAAAAUGUCAGGUUUUCUGCUAAAUCAACCAGCUGUUAUUGUCAAAGAUACUGAUGUAAUAUGUAAAUGUCUCCAGGUCUGAUAUCCUCAACACAUCUGUGUGUCUAUAUCAAGAUUUCAUGAGAUGCCUUUGAGUUUGUGUGAAGCACAGACAACGGGAAACAGAGUUAAAUGGUGAUAAUAGCACUAGAAGCCAUGUAUGAACUGCACUAUGGGAACAGGUGAUUUUCACAUUGAACUGGGAAUUAAAGUUCAUGGCAACACCACAA
Messenger RNA from Sphaeramia orbicularis (orbiculate cardinalfish), 1705 nucleotides. RefSeq names its product LIM/homeobox protein Lhx8-like. Gene Ontology annotation, cellular component: nucleus. The coding region runs from base 91 to 1074 and encodes 327 amino acids. The transcript has 8 exons. Gene Ontology annotation, molecular function: DNA-binding transcription factor activity, RNA polymerase II-specific; RNA polymerase II transcription regulatory region sequence-specific DNA binding. The record is from RefSeq and is a predicted model, not a curated record. Gene Ontology annotation, biological process: neuron differentiation; regulation of transcription by RNA polymerase II; forebrain neuron development. NCBI's taxonomy places the organism in Eukaryota, Metazoa, Chordata, Actinopteri, Kurtiformes, Apogonidae.